GGUCUCCUGAGACCAGGAGCAGGUAGACACGUGAUACGGGGCGGAAGUGCCUUGUGAGUGAGCCAGCUGAGUUGAGGAUUACUUCCGGGUUGAGUCGGCGCUGGCUCAUACAGACUCAUCUAUCCUGGAGUCUUACAGUGUUCCUGCUCGACAUGGUCCUUUUGUUUGCAACUCCUAAGGAUGGACAAGGGUCAAGCCAUAAUAUUUAAGCGUGUAUUCAACCUCACUCAGGACAUCAUCUAUCUUCUGAUUGGAGAGGAUUACACUCUAGUAAAGACAACAUCUGAAGACUUUGUGAGGUCCAUCAGUCAUUCUGCGUCUGAAGAAUGGAGCCGGACCCAGGUCCCUUUUUUGGAGCCUCCAUCUCUUUUAUUGAUACUUGAUCGAAACAAAACGAAGAAGGUCCUAGAGCUCACCAGCAAGAUCAUUGAGCUGCUGACUGAAGAGGUUUCUGUAAGGUGUCAGGAUAUCGCUGUCUAUUUCUCCAUGAAGGAGUGGAAGUACAUAGGAGACAAAGCUCUGUAUAAGAAUGUCAUAAUGGAGGACCAGCAGACCCUGUCCUCACCAGAGGGUUCCAGUAAACGUAAAGCAUCAGAAAGGUUUUCAACUCUGUGUUCCCAGGAUUGUCUACAGGAAAAUCACAAAGUCCUACAAGAUCAUCAGAAGGGGGAAGAUUUUGGUUCUUCACAAGUUGGAAUUCUAAACGAUGAAGAAGAGACAUUCAUGAAGGUUGGCCAGCAGUGUAGGUUCGAAACCCCAGGUUCCUAUAAUCAAGAAUCUUCCCAGGUGUAUCUUCCUAAGAGUAUCUUCCACAAGACAGUGGUCCCAUUGCUGACUGACCCUCCAAAAAUGAAGAGGUAUAAGAAGCUGAUCACAGAAUGGGUACUUAACCUUUCUCUGGAGAUCAUCUACCUCCUUACUGGAGAGGAUUUCAAGAUAAUGAAGAAGACAUCUUGUGAUCAUGUGAGCCCCAGUGGAUGCCGCUCUUUGUAUGGAGGAUGGAGUGGGCCCCAGAGCCCAAUCACGGAACCUACUUAUCAUUCACCAUUACGUGAGAGAAACAAUGAGCAGAAGAUCCUCGAACUCAGCAAUAACAUAACUGAGCUGCUGACUGGAGAGGUUUCUUUAAGGUGUCAGGAUGUCGCUGUCUAUUUCUCCAUGGAGGAGUGGGAAUAUUUAGAAGGACACAAGGAUCUGUACAAUGAUGUUAUUGAGAACCAUCAUCCCUCUAAAUUACCCGAAGGAAUCGGCAAAAUAACUCCAGCUGAGAUAUAUCCCACUCAGACUUGUCCAGAGGAGAAUCACUUGGUCUCACAGAGCCCUCAGGUUGAAGACAUAUUUGAUUUUAAAGUUGAAAUUGUAGAAAGUGACGAAGAGGUGUAUAUCGGGUGUGAUCAGCAGACAAUGGAGAAGAAAUUUCAUGCAGAUAUUAGCACUGUUGACCACAACAAGGGACAUCUGCUUUUAUCUCCAGAUUGUGAAAUUGAAGAUAACAUUAUACAACAAUUUCCAGAAGAAAUCAUUACUGCCCCAAGUGUACUUCCAGGACUUCUCAGUGCAUAUCACUUCUCAGAGCAUUCUUGUCAAGAGGAAUCAAGUGGUAAACUCUUUCAAUGUUCUGAAUGUGGGAAAUGUUUUACCCAGAAGUCCAAUCUUUUGAGACACAAGAGAACACACACAGGAGAGAAGCCAUUUUCUUGUGAUAAAUGCAGCAGAUCUUUUACUCAGAAGUCACAUCUUGUAGAACAUCAGGUAUUUCACACAGGGGAGAAGCCGUUUUUGUGUUCCAUAUGUGGAAAAUGUUUUACGCACAGGGCUAUUCUGUAUAGACAUUGGAGAAUUCACACAGGUAAAAAGCCAUUUACAUGUGCUGAAUGCGGUAAAUGCUUUUCUUAUAAAUCUUAUCUGGUAGAACAUCAGAGAUUUCACAUCAAGGAGAAACCAUACUCCUGUUCUGAAUGUGGGAAAUCUUUUGUAAAGAAAUCUGUCCUUGUUAAACAUUUAAGACUUCACUCAGAAAAGAAUCGGCUUACAUGUUCAGAAUGCGGAAAAUGUUUUACCAAGAAAUCAAUGUUUGUCAAACAUCAAAGAAUUCAUACAGGAGAAAAACCGUAUUUGUGCUUAGAUUGUGGGAAAUGUUUUGCCAAGAAGUCAGUUCUUGUUGAUCAUCAGAGAACUCACACAGGAGAAAGGCCUUAUCCUUGUUUGGAAUGUGGGAAAUGUUUUUCUAAGAAAUCAGGUCUUGUAAAACAUCAGCGGACUCACACAGGAGAGAAGCCUUUUCCAUGUCCAGAAUGUGGCAAAUGUUUUUCACAAAAAUCUGGGCUUGAGAAACAUCAGAAAACCCACACAGUGGAGAAAUCUGUUUCGUGUUUGGAAUGUGAGAAAGGUUAUACAUGUAUCCACCCUGAGAGACAUCUUGCAUUUGAAAAAAAGGCAAGGCCUUUUGUAUGUUCAGAAUGCGGGAAAAGGUUUACCCAGAAAGCAUACCUCAUUAAACAUCUGAAAAUUCAUACAGGGGAGAAGCCGUUUUCAUGUUCAGAAUGUGAAAAAUGUUUUAUGCUAAAAGAUCAUCUUGAGCGACAUCAGAGAAUUCACACAGGGGAAAAGCCAUUCACAUGUACAGAAUGUGGGAAAAGUUUUACCCAGAAAAAGUCUCUGGUUGAACAUCACAAAACUCAUACUGGGGAGAAACCAUUUUCAUGUUCUGAAUGUGGAAAAUGUUUUACACGGAAAUGUCAGCUUGAAAUACACCAGAGAAGUCACACAGGGGAAAAACCAUUUUUAUGUUCAGUGUGUGGAAAAUUCUUUAUCCAAAAAUCUGAUCUUGUCAGACAUCAGAAAAUUCACCGUGGAGGGAAGCCUUUAGAAACUGGGAAUGGUGAUGUUCAUCAGAGAAAUGACCGAGAUGAGCGGCCUUUUUUAUGUUCAGAAUGUGGGAAAUGCUUUAGCCAGAAAUCAUAUCUUGUUAAGCAUAAAAAAUUUCAUUCAGGUGAAAAACCAUAUUCGUGUUCAGAAUGUGGGAAAUGUUUUACCAUGAAAUCAGGACUUGUUGAACAUCAGAAAAUUCACACAGGUGUGAAGCCGUUUUCAUGUCCAGAAUGUGGAAAAUGUUUUACACGUAAAUCUCAACUUGAGAUGCAUCAAAGAACUCAUACAGGAGAGAGACCUUUUUUGUGUUCAGAAUGUGGAAAAUGUUUUAAUCACAUAUCAGUUCUUGUUGAACAUCGGAGAAUUCACACUGGAGAGAGGCCUUUCUUAUGCAAGGAAUGUGGGAAAUGUUUUAUUUAUAAAUCGGCUCUUUUUACUCAUCAGAAAACUCACUCAGGGCUAAAGCCAUUUUUAUGCUUAGAAUGUGGAAAAUGUUUUGCCCGGAAAUCAGUUCUUGUUGAUCAUGAAAAGAUUCACACAGGGGAGAGACCGUUUUUAUGCCUGGAAUGUGGGAAAAGUUUUACUCAGAGAUCAGUAUUCGUUAAACAUCAAAGAAUUCACACAGGAGAAAAGCCAUUUUCAUGCUCAGUAUGUGGGAGAUGUUUUGCUCGGAAAUCAUGUCUUCUUCUCCAUGAGAAAAUUCACACUGGAGAGAAGCCAUUUUCAUGUUCAGAAUGCGGCAAACGUUUUACUCACAAAAGGGCUCUUGUCAGACAUCAAAAAAUUCACACAAAAGAGAAACCUUUUUCGUGUUUUACACAGGAUUCACUUGUACAUGAGAAAAUUCACCAGGUUUUCUGAUCUGCUUCUUAAUCUUAUGGACUUUCUCCACAGCCUAUAAGGAUUACAGCUGACUUUACUUGACAUCCACCUGGGACAGGUUACCAUAAUAAUCUGCACAUCUUUCCAGCCCCAACUUCUUUUGAGGCUGCUUAAAAGGGGUACAGCACCCGGCAAUUUAAACAGUAUGUUUAGAAUGCUGGGUUACUGUGGCGGGAGACAUGAUGUCAUGUCAUGCCACGCCCCCUCCCGUAUGGAGGGGGCGUGGUGUGACGUCAAGUCUAGUCUCCCCCGGGAACCCACCAUUCUAAACAUACUGUGGAGGGGAGGAAUGGAGGGGGCGUGGUGUGACAUCAAGUCUAGUCUCCCUGGGAACCCACCAUUCUAAACAUACUGUUUAGAAUGCAGGGUGCUGCUCAGAGAUCACGGGGGUCCCAAUCUGCAGAACCCCCGCGAUCAGAUAUCGUAUCCCCUAUCCUUUUGGAUAGGGAACAAGAAGUCUAGGGGCGGAGUGCUGCUUUAAAAGCUAGAGAGGCAAAUCUAUCAUAAGUGGUUCAGGGUGUUUGAAAACUUUGGCACAACCUUAAACUGUCUAAUUUUAAUUUAGACUUAUGGCAACUUGUGUUUGUCUUUAAAAAUCUGCAUCUAAAUUUUGGUGCAUCUUCCCUGGUAAGCCCCCUCCCCCUUGUUGAGUGAGGUAUAAAUACAGUCUACAGAACAUAAAUGUGUUUUAGAUGAAGAAUGUCCCAAAUUGUUCUUAAAGGACAUUUAUUAUUUCUCCUACUGACUUUCAGAUUGCUGUACCAACCUUAAAGUUUUGUGGCUCUUAUUGCCUCAGAAGUGUCUUGUUGCUUUUGUUUUGUGUUAUAACUGUUAACCUAUUUUAUUGCUAUUUAUAUUUACUCUCUUGCCAGCGCCAAUUAAUCUGUUUUUUACCUCUGCCCUUUGACACUAUGGAAGGCCUGUAAAUAAACCAAAUGAACUAAUAUGACAUAUUAUAUUACUUAAAGGGGUAUUCCAGGAAAAAAGUUUUAUAUAUUAACUGGCUCCAGAAACAGAUUUGUAAAUUACUUCUAUUAAAAAAUCUUAACCCCUUAAGGACCCGGACAUUUUUUGCACAUCUAUCUGACCACUGCCACUUUAAGCAUUAAUAACUCUGGGAUGAUUUUACUUUUCAUUCUGAUUCCGAGAGUUUUUUUUCGUGACAUAUUCUACUUUAUGUUAGGGGUCAAAUUUUAUCCAUACUUGCAUAAUUUCUUGAUGAAAAAUCUUUCUUGAAGCUCUCUGCUUAUAAGGAAAAUAGACAUACCAAAUUAUAUAUUGAUUCACAUAUACAAUAUGUCUACUUUAUGUUUGCAUCAUAAAGUUGACAUGUUUUUACUUUUGGAAGACAUCAGAGGGCUUCAAAGUUCAGCAGCAAAUUUCACAGUGAAAUUUUUCACAUAUUUACAAAAUCAGAAUUUAUCAGUGACCAGUUCUGUUUUGAAGUGGAUUUGAAGGCCUUCAUAUUAGAAAUACCCCAUAAAUGACCCCAUUAUUGAAACUGCACCCCUCAAAGUAUUCAAAAUGACAAUCAGAAAGUUUGUUAACCCCUUAGGUGUUUCACAGGAAUAGCAGCAAAGUGAAGGAGAAAAUUCAAAAUCUUAAUUUUUUACACUCGCAUGUUUUUGUAGACCCAGUUUUUGAAUUUUUACAAGGGGUAAUAGGCGAAAAAGCCCCCCAAAAUGUGUAACCCAAUUUCUCUUGAGUAAGGAAAUACCUCAUAUGUGUCUGUCAAGUGUUCGGUGGGCGCAGUAGAGGGCUCAGAAGGGAAGGAGCAACAAUGGGAUUUUGGAGAGUGAAUUUUGCCGAAAUGUUUUUUGGGGGGCAUGUCACAUUUAGGAAGCCCCGAUGGUGCCAGAACAGCAGAAAAAACCCCACAUGGCAUACCAUUUUGGAAACUACACCCCUCAAAGCACAUAACAAGGGGUCCAGUGAGCCUUAACACCCCACAGGUGUUUGACGACUUUUCGUAGAGUAUGGAAAUACCCAUGUUAGGAUGUAAAAUGCUCUGCGGGAAAACUACAAUGCUCAGAAGAGAAGACGUCCCAUUUGGCUUUUGGAAAGCAAAUUUUGCUGAAAUGGUUUUGGGGGGGGCAUGUCGCAAAUAGGAAGCCCCUAUGGUGCCAGAACAGAAAAAAAAAAAACAUGGCAUACUAUGGAACGUAACAAGGGGUACAGUGAGCCUCAGCCCACAAGUGUUUGACAACUUUUUGUUACAGUUGGAUGUGUAAAUGAGAGAAAAAUAAUUUUUCACAAAAAUUUUGUUUUUCCCCAAAAUUUUACAGAAAAUGACCCCCAAAAUUUGUAACCCCAUCCCUUCUGAGUAUGGAAAUACCGCAUGUGUGGACAUCAAGGCGCACUAUACCCCUUGUUACAUUCUGUAAGGGGUGUAGUUUCCAAAAUGGGGUCACAUAUGGGCAUUUUUUUUUUUGUGUUUUAUGUCAGAACCGCUGUAAAAUCAGCCACCCCUGUGCAAAUCACCAAUUUAGGCCUCCAAUGUACAUGGCACUCUCACUCCUGAGCCUUGUUGUGCGCAGCGCAUUUUACGUCCACAUAUGGGG
Hyla sarda is the source of this 6314-nucleotide messenger RNA. Its product is annotated as oocyte zinc finger protein XlCOF6-like. The transcript has 13 exons. Gene Ontology annotation, biological process: negative regulation of transcription by RNA polymerase II. The record is from RefSeq and is a predicted model, not a curated record. The coding region runs from base 181 to 3732 and encodes 1183 amino acids. Gene Ontology annotation, molecular function: DNA-binding transcription repressor activity, RNA polymerase II-specific. NCBI's taxonomy places the organism in Eukaryota, Metazoa, Chordata, Amphibia, Anura, Hylidae.